Messenger RNA from Ruditapes philippinarum (Manila clam), 665 nucleotides. RefSeq names its product ESF1 homolog. Gene Ontology annotation, biological process: rRNA processing. Gene Ontology annotation, cellular component: nucleus. The transcript has 2 exons. Bases 43 to 462 code for a protein of 139 amino acids. The record is from RefSeq and is a predicted model, not a curated record. Gene Ontology annotation, molecular function: RNA binding. Lineage: Eukaryota; Metazoa; Mollusca; Bivalvia; Venerida; Veneridae.
CUAUGAUAACUCUAUGUUUAACAGGCAGAGUUAUCAUUAUUGAUGAUGGAUGAAGGAGAUAACAAGAAGCAUUUUAAUCUACAAGAUCUCAUGCAAGAAGAUGGUAAAAAGAAAAAGAAGAAAUUGAAGGCUAAAAAAUCCAAGCCAGAAGAGGAUGACUUUCAGGUAAAUGUAGCUGAUCCACGAUUUUCUGCCAUGUAUGAUUCCCAUUAUUUCAACAUAGACCCUUCUGCACCAGAAUAUCGCAAAACCCAAGGGACAGAGGCACUCGUUACAGAGAAAAUUAAAAGAAGUGGGAAAAGAGAUAAACACAAAAUGACAGUGUCUGACAGGGAGGAGGAACAAGUGAAAAAACCAAAAUUAAUAAAUAAACAAACUACAAAUGAGGAUAAUUUAGCCUCUUUGAUAAAAUCGGUGAAAAGUAAAACAAAACAUUUCCAUAGCAACAAGUCAAAGAGAUAGUAGAUACAAGUUUGGUUAUAUUGUACAUAAAGGACUAAAUGUAUAACCUACUUAACUGGUGUUGUUAUUUUGGAAUAAAAUUUAAAUUGCAGGGAACAUAGGCUCAUCCUUUUAUCUUAAACAAUAGGUGUGAUACUAGAAUGUUAUGGAACUGACAUCAUAUAACCUUUUAUUAUAGGCUAUAAUAAAUGAUAAUAACUGAA